Molecule: messenger RNA, 990 nt
Organism: Acanthosepion pharaonis
Lineage: Eukaryota; Metazoa; Mollusca; Cephalopoda; Sepiida; Sepiidae
Source: the annotation of a GenBank genome assembly
AUGUCUUCCGCUUUCUCUCUCUUUAUAGCUCCCCUCCCUUUUGUACGCACCUAUCUCAUUUUGGUUUUUCACUCUUAUCCCUCUCUAUAUUCCUCUUUCCUACUCUCCGCUUAUUUCUGUUUCGUCUCUCUCUCUCUCUCUCUCUCUCUCUCUCUCUCUCUCUCUCUCUGUGUUAUCUUCUCUGUUUCUCUCACUUUCUCUCUCUCUCACACUCUUUCUUUCGCUUCAUCACUCUCUUUCUCUGAUUCCCUCUCUCUCUCUUUCUCUCUCUCUCUCUCUCUGUGUCUCUCUCUCUUUCUCUGUGUGUUCAUCACAUUCUGUUCAACCUAUCUAUCUCAUUCCCUUUCUAUUUUCUGCUUUCGUUCUUUUUUUUUUUCAACCUUUCUUUCUCUCUAUUUUAGCUUUCUAUCUCACUUACUUUCUUUUUGCGUUACUUCUUUCUUUUCUCUCUCUCGUUCUCUCUCUCUCUCUCUCACUCCCUUCUUUAUUACCGUAUCUGCUCGUAUCAUUUUUCUUCUCUCUUCUUCAUUACUAUUAAUCAAUCUGUUCCAUAAUAAUCCCUUUAUUUUUCUUAAUCUGAUUCUCUCUCUCUCUCUCUCUCUCUCUCUCUCAAUAAUACCUUUUAUCUAUUCUUUUCCCCUCUUUUUAAUGCCACAUUCUUUUUCUCUUUUUCCCUUUAUUUGCAUCAUUCUAAUCGAUCCGUUUCAUAAUGCUUCUUCUUCUUCUUCUUCUUCUCCUCCUCCUCCUCCUCCUCUCCGUUUUCCUUCAAACUUUCUGCCCUGUAAUAAUCUAUUUACCUUUCUCUUCUAUUUUUCUCUCUUUCUUUUUAUUCUCUUAAAAAAAAACAAACGCUAUCUUUUUUUUUCUUUUCCCCGUUCAUUUCGCCAUAUCUCUUUUUUCGAUUUCUCCCGCUCUUUCUCUUUCUUAUCUACUGCCCACCCUCUCAUUGCUUCUCAACUUAUCUGGAAUAUUUCCUCGCUUUUUUCCUAA